GUAGUUUUGCUCUUUCUGAUCUCCAACUCAACGAAAAAAUUAUAUCAUUCUUGUUAUUAUCAUUGAUGGAGAAUUUGAGGUCUAAAUCAACAAGAGAAGGAGGCAACUGGCGGCAGCCUAGCAGUUUUCCCCCAACAAGCAGCAGGAACGAUUUCAGAAGUUACAGCACUUCGUCUUAUGCUGCUAAUGAUAAUAAUGAUAAUGAGGAAGUGAAAAGGAAGACAGCGAAGAGAAGCAAGAGCAAAGUCGUCGUGUCACCGUUAUCGUCUCAGAGCUUUCGUGAAGCCGAAGAGCAGAGGAAAAAGAGAGUUGAGAGUUACCGGGCAUUCGCCAAGGACGGGAAGGUGAAGGGUUCUUUAAGGUGGAUCAAAGCCCACUUUUUCUCUACCUGCAAGUGUUAGUGGUGUACUCUUCCACUAUAUGAGUGUAAUAUAUAUUCUAUAUAAAGGAAAAGAAUCUCUGAUCUUAAUAAUUCAUCUAUGAAUCCUCAUCUCUUUCUCUGCAUUACUAUAGAUUCCCUCCCCCCCUCUCUUUUUUCUGAAAUUUGUAGGGGAAGCCCGGAAGGUACCUCCAUUUUUUAAAGUACGUAUAUACCUCUUCAAGAGGAGUACUAAUAGAGUUAUGCAAUUUGCUAAAGUUUAU
Cuscuta europaea is the source of this 642-nucleotide messenger RNA. Lineage: Eukaryota; Viridiplantae; Streptophyta; Magnoliopsida; Solanales; Convolvulaceae. The record is from the annotation of a GenBank genome assembly.